Messenger RNA from Pyrus x bretschneideri (Chinese white pear), 1090 nucleotides. Its product is annotated as gibberellin 3-beta-dioxygenase 1. The transcript is spliced from 2 exons. Lineage: Eukaryota; Viridiplantae; Streptophyta; Magnoliopsida; Rosales; Rosaceae. The record is from RefSeq and is a predicted model, not a curated record. Bases 8 to 1090 code for a protein of 360 amino acids. Gene Ontology annotation, molecular function: gibberellin 3-beta-dioxygenase activity. Gene Ontology annotation, biological process: response to light stimulus; gibberellin biosynthetic process.
CUCUACCAUGCCUGCAAGUGCAAGUGCAAGUGUUGUCCCUGAUGCCUACGAAGGCAACUCUGUGAAUGUGGUGUUGGACAAAGUCCCUGAUGACUUCAACUCAUUACAUGAGUUGCCAGAUUCGUAUGCAUGGACAACCCUCAACGAGCAUCCCUCCCUGGAGUCGGACUCCGUCCCCGUUGUCGAUCUGAAUGACCCAAAUGCCCUUCAACUGUUAGGCCAUGCCUGCAAGACUUGGGGUGUCUUCCAACUCACAAACCAUGGCAUCCCCCAGUCUCUGGUUCAUGCCAUGGAAUCUGCUGCUCGAAGCCUUUUCUCCCUGCCAGCCCAACAAAAGCUCAAAGCUGCCCGCUCACCGGGUCAAAUUUCCGGCUACGGCUUCCAUCUCAUAGCUGCCUUUUGGGACAAGCAGCAGUGGUCUGAGUGCUUCACUAUUGUUGGCUCACCACUUGAACAUUAUGCGCAACUUUGGCCCCAAGAUUACACCAAAUUCUGUUGCAUUACCGAAGAAUUUGAGAGAGAGAUCAAGAGGCUUGCCUCUAGGCUCGUGUGGCUAAUGCUUGCCUCGUUAGGAAUAUCCAAGGACGACGUCGAAUGGGAUGGUCCAAAAGGUGAUGAUCAAAAUGCAUCUGCUGUCUUCCAGUUCAACUCUUACCCGUCUUGUCCGGAUCCAGAUCGGACCCUAGGCCUUGUUCCCCAUACUGAUUCGAGCCUUGUGUCCAUUGUCCACCAGAGCAACAUCGAUGGCUUGCAAGUUUUUCGGGAGGGCACCGGUUGGUUCACGAUUCAACCAGUUCCCGGUGCUCUGGUGAUCAAUGUUGGUGACCUCAUGAGCAUAUUAUCUAACGGUUUGUACUCGAGUGUCCUCCAUCGGGUCUUGGUGAAACGGGCACAACACCGUAUAUCACUUGUUUACCAUUAUGGACCGCCGGCAGCCGUCAAAAUCGCACCCCUAGCAAAGCUUGUUGGCCCAAGCCACCCUCCCCUCUACCCGCUGGUCACUAAUUGGAAUGAGUACAUUAGUACCAAGGCAAAGCUCAAGGGCAAAGCACUUCCAUCACUUCGGCUUUAUGAUCCUCUUAUGAAGUAA